Molecule: messenger RNA, 2456 nt
Organism: Sarcophilus harrisii (Tasmanian devil)
Lineage: Eukaryota; Metazoa; Chordata; Mammalia; Dasyuromorphia; Dasyuridae
Gene: GATD1
Product: glutamine amidotransferase like class 1 domain containing 1
Exons: 8
Coding region: 68-727 (219 amino acids)
Source: RefSeq, a predicted model, not a curated record
CGGCGCCUGCGCCGACAGGCGGGGUGUCGGGGGGCGGGCGGGGAAGCAGGAGGCGGAGGCUGUGGCCAUGGCGUCCGAGCGGCUCCCCAGCCGGCCCGCCUGCCUCAUCGUGGCUAGCGCCGCCGCCCGCGGUGUGUCGGCCCACUCAUUCCUCCACUGCUUCACCAUGGGCAGUGCCGCCUUCAACUUGCAGGUGGCCACACCAGGAGGGAAGGCCAUGGACUUUGUGGGCGUGAACGAGAGCAACAUGCGCUGGAUCCAGGACUUCCGCAUGAAGGCCUACGCCAGCCCCGCCAAGCUGGAGUCCAUCGAUGGUGCCAGGUACCAUGCCCUGCUCAUCCCCAGCUGCCCCGGGGCACUGACUGACCUUGCCAACAGCGGGUACUUGGCCCGGAUCUUGGAGCACUUCAGCACCGAGCAGAAGCCCAUCUGCGCUGUGGGGCACGGUGUGGCCGCCCUCUGCUGCGCCACGGAGGACAAGGCUUGGGUCUUCCAGAAUUACAGCCUGACCGGGCCCCCCGUGUGUGAACUCGUCCGGCAGCCUGGCUUCGGUAGCCUGCCCAUCAUCAUGGAAGACUUUGUGAAGGAUGCGGGAGCCUGCUUCAGUGCCAGCCAGCCGGACGCUGUGCACGUGGUCCUGGAUCGGCACCUGGUCACGGGCCAGAACGAGGCCUCCACGGUGCUCGCAGUGCAGAACCUGGUGUUCCUGUGCGGCAGCAGGAAGUGAGCAGAGACCUCGGACCCUGGGGCCCCCCCAAGGAAACAGCUUCAGCCCCGGCUUUGUGGCUUCCCUGCGUUUCCUCCUGUGAGCCCAGGAGAGCUGGGGGACUCUGGCAGUGCCCAGGCAGUGCUCUGGGCCCCAUCCCUGGCAGGUGCUCUGUGCCCCAUCCCUGGCACGUACUCUGGGCCCCAUCCCUGGCAGGUGCUCUGGGCCCCCAUCCCUGGCAGGUGCUCUGGGCCCCAUCCCUGGCACGUGCUCUGGGCCCCCAUCCCUGGACAUUUGGGCCUUCUUAGAACAACUGGACGAAGCCGCUUCCUGACACUGUGCUAGGGCAGGGGGUCCUUGGCCUGACUGGGCUCGUGCCUACCUGAGGACCAGAUCCUGGGGGGUGUGGAGCCUGUGAGGGGGGCGGGGGAGGGGGGAGAAGGGUGCUCCCCCUCAAGUGCUUCCUUCUGGUUAUUUAAGAAUAUAGGGAGGAGCCUAGUCGGUCACCCAGAAACUGCCCCCUGCGGGAGCGAAUGGAAACAGUGGGGACAGGGCCCCAGAAGGCAGAGCAGGGGAGGGCCUUCCCACAGCCGCCCCCAUGCCCAGCUCCCAUGGGCCACAGCCCACGAUGGACCCCUUCUUCCUCCCUCCCUUAGACCCCUGCCCUAGGCAUCAUGCCAGGCUCCCCAUUCCCACUCCUCCUGCCCCAGGCGCCAAGGCCCACCCGUUGUGCCCAGUCUCCCCUCUGACCCUGCCCCCGGACUAUGACCACAGCUGCAGCCUGCCUCGGUCUCCCCUCCAGUCCCUCUCCGGCCUCCAAAGUGACUUUCCUACACUGGAGGUCCCGCCGUUAUCCCCAUUGUUGUCCCAUCUUGUGGGGGCGUCUUUCCCCCAAUUACAUGUUGUUUACAGUCCACGUUCUCCCCCCGGCUCCCAGUGAGCCCUGGGCCAGCCCUGCGGGACGUCCCCUGUCGUCACUCAUUUUGCACAGGACUUGGUGAAAACCGAGGUGGGGGCUUGGCCUGGACCGUCCCCCCCCCCCCCUGGGCAGCAGUGCGCCCCCCAGGGUAGGGGCGCCUUGGCACCGUCCUCCAGGUUUGUCUUGGGUUGUGGGGGUACAAGGAGAGCCAGGCCAUUCCCCAGGGUCGCAAUCACCCCGGGGCUCCCCGUGAGCCAUGUCCUGCUCGCUCUGCAUCGGCUCCUGCAAGUUUUUGCAGAUUGGUUUGUUAUUGGCACUGGCUCCCCAUGGCCUCCAGGAGCCAAUAAAAACGACUCUGCUUGGCAUUUGGAGCCGUUCCUGACCUGCCCCCUCCUCCCCGGGCCCGGAGCACUCUCCUCCCUCCCUGGGCCUGGAGCACUCUUCCCCCCUCCCUCCCUGGGCCCGGAGCACUCUCCCUCCUUCCUGGGCCCGGAGCACUCUCCCUCCUCCCUGGGCCCAGAGCACUCUCCCCGCUCCCUGGGCCCGGAGCACUCUCCUCCCUCCCUGGGCCUGGAGCACUCUCCCUCCUCCCUGGGCCUGGAGCACUCUUCCCCUCCCUGGGCCCGGAGCACUCUCCCUCCUCCCUGCCUUCCCCAGGAAGCCUGCCCUGCUUGGUGCCCUAACUGGAUCUGUCCCUCUGCCCCCACCCCCAGCCGGGCCCGGGAGCACAGGACGGCUUUGUGUCCCCACACUUGCUCAGGACAGGACUUGGCACAACAGCAGGUGCCGAAUAAAUGUUUAUUGACCAGAAGCAGCGGAUGAGCUGUGAAA